CCGUUUUGUCUUCUUUUAUGGUCUGCGCCAACUCGAUCACCGUUCUUGAGUAGGCCGACGGACUGAGACGGCACCACCUGCUCGUCGCACAGAACCUCCUCGUCGUCAGACGUUAGAUUCCACAUCAGAAAGGCCGAAUCCCGCCGGCCGCCGCUGCCUCGCCGACCGUUCUGGCUCCAGUUGCUCUACCUCUUCGCCAGGGAUGGUGGACAGCGACAGUCCCUGGCCCGGCACGCGUUGCAUCAAGGCCGACUGCACCUGUCAAGCAAAGCCUGUUCGUGGAAACGUCCUCAAGCAGAAGCAGUCCUAGGGAUGGACGGUUAACGUGUUCGACGUUGACAUGCACGUACGUAUUGCUGGAUGCUCUGUGGCGCUAUUGCUGGAGAGGCAGGAGGAGAGCGGCGCCUGUAUUUUCAGCUCUCGUCACCCCACUCUGGAAACAAACAAGAAUUUGCACCAACCGAGCACAUACGCUGGUUGUGGUUGAAUUCUUCAAUUUGUUAUUUGUCUUAAAUUAACACGGUGUCGUUUCACCCAAUUCAUUAUUGAGACUGGGACAUCUCACCUUCUUCUUUUGUCUUUUUAGUUGACCUGACUCUUCUAACUCAUCGCCCAUCCCUUUCUGGCUUUUUCGAAUUCUUGUCGCUAAGGAUAAUAUAUGUCGGUUUUAGUGAGGACGUACAGAAAAAUGUCAACGCCGCGUUAGAACCAAAAUCAAAGAAGGUCACUGCAGACCUGAAGCCUAGCAACUAAGUUGUGCCUAAAAGGUCUCUUCAGCCAAAACCCCGCAAGCUCAGUUUUCCAUUGAGAAGAUGCCUGGAGAUUGCAGGGUGGACAGCUGUUGAUGAGGUUCCGAGGAGGACUAUAUGGCAUACUGAAGAUCCAAUCAGUAAAGAAACAUAUAUUUUUAUCCUUCAGCCUUUGAAACAAGAACAGAGAGGUUUUCUCGCAAAGAAGCGCUUCAGGAGCCCAAAAGUCUGCACAUCAUAUUUUUCUGCCUCUUCUAACUUCUAAGUGGGACUUCUGAAGGCUGGACCGCUGAACGCAUGACCAGUACAAAACGGCAUAGCUUCUUUUUCUUUAUUCUUCUCUUUCAGAGGCUUUGGUGAGAGUUAUCAACAUCUCUUCUGUAUCAGAUGUUAUCAAGAUUUCUAUUGUCGGAAUUUUUACUACUGGCAUAACAUGGAUCUGCCAGAAAAUGAGCUACAAAGAUACAUAAAGGACAAUGGCAAACCAAUGUGGACAGCACAUAACAAUCACAACAUAAGGUAUUUCAAAGAAGAAGAUAUAAGAAUAAUCACUAACAACUAUAACACUUUCCUUGGGAAAGGGGCAUUUGGAGAAGUUUAUAAAGGGGUUCUUGAUGAUAACAGUUUAGUUGCUGUAAAGAAGUACAUCCAUAAUGUAAAGGAGGACUUUGCCAAAGAAGUGAUUGUCCAUUGCCAAAUCAAUCACCGGAAUGUAGUUAGACUCAUUGGUUAUUGUAUAGGUGAAAAUGCACUAAUGAUGGUGACUGAAUAUAUCUCUAGAGGAAACCUCAGUGAUAUUCUUCACUCCAGUGAAAUUUCUAUAUCUUUGGAAACACGAUUGAGUAUUGCUAUAGGGUGUGCAGAAGCAUUAAGCUAUAUGCAUUCGCAAAUGUAUGGGAAAGUCAUCCAUGGAGACAUUAAGCCUGCCAACAUACUUCUCGAUGACAACCUCACUGCAAAAAUAUCAGACUUUGGGAUAUCAAAGUUACUUUCAACGGAUAAUACCUUAUACACCACACAUGUACUGGGGAGCAUAGGGUAUAUGGAUCCUUUGUUUGCACGGAGCGGACGCCUCACCUCAAAGAGUGAUGUUUAUAGUUUUGGAGUUGUUCUCUUGGAACUGAUUACAAGAAGAAAGGCUGUCGAUGGUGGUCAAAUUAGCCUUACUGAAAACUUCACUCAAGCUCUAGCGAAACGGAAUAAGAUACGGGAAUUUUAUGAUGUAAAAGUUGCAGAUGAGAACAGUUUGAGGAUUCUUGAUGGAAUUGGGAAACUAGCAGCAAAAUGCUUAGCAAUGGAAAUAGAGAAACGUCCAGAAAUGAAAGAUGUUGCAGAACAGCUUCGGAUGUUUAGAAAAACUCAAUAUCAGUCACAAGAAAAAAUAUUUUUCUUUGGCUGGGUACGGAGAAGCAAACAGCCACCCCAAAAUAUGGUCCAGAUUCACAAAAAUCGUGGAAAUCAAGUUCUUAAAGCGGAGGUACAAACACAGGAAGUCAGUAAAGUAGAUAAAGAUGUUCAUAAUGUCACAGUAGUGAGAGAUAGGAGUUCAAAACUUUACAGCUUUGGUUCAUCGCAGGGGAUAGAAUUAGAAAAGCUGUUGGAAGCAUCUGCCGAGGUUCUUGGGAAAGGCAAGUAUGGAACAACAUACAAGACUACACUGCAUGAUGGUUCCACGUUAAUUAUAAAGAGACUGAAGACUCUAGACGUGCCAGAGGCAGUGUUCAAGAAACGAAUAGUAGCAAUAGGAACAAUUGAGCAUGAGCUUGUAGUCCCACUACGUCAGUACUACUACAGCAAGGAUGAGAAGCUACUGGUGUAUGAUUAUUUUCCCAAUGGUAGCCUAGCUUCAAAUCUUCAUGGAAAAGAUGUGAAGCCAGUAGGCUGGGAGACUCGGUCUGCCAUUGCACUCUCUGUAGCUCGUGCUGUUGCCUUCAUCCACUCAACCAAUGCUGCAGCUUCCCAUGGCAACAUCAGCUCCUCCAACGUUCUUCUCACCAGUAACUACGAGGGACUUGUCUCAGAACACGGCCUCAAAACUCUUGUCAGUAUCCCAACGUUACUUGCUGACAACAACAUUGCACAAAAGGAUGAUGUGUACAGUUUUGGCGUCAUACUGCUUGAGAUGCUCACAAGCAAGUCACCAAUCGUCACAGACGAGCCAGAUUUGGUCGAUUGGGUUUUAUCAAUACCCCAUGAGCACUGGGCAACACAAGCAUUCGAUAAGAAGCUCCUUACAAACAAAACUGUGGUAGAGGAGCUGGUUCAGUUUCUCAAACUUGCAAUUCAUUGCUGUGACAAGAACCCCACAAUGAGACCAGCAAUGGCAGAAGUUGUUCAACGGAUUGAGGGGAUACGACGUUUCUACAGCUGGGAAUAGGCACCUUAUGUGGAACAGCAGUGCAGGUUGAGAGGAACAAACUUUGAGCCAAGGAACACGAGGAUACAAAUUUUACUGUGAGCAUACACUACUGUUACAAGCAUUUCUUGUUGUCUGAAAAAGACACUCACGUUCCAUCACUUGGUUGUUUGCGAUACCGUUUCCGUUUGAAAUAUAGAGCCCUUUUUCACCAACAUUUUGUUCUAGUACACAUGACACAUAUUGUAUAUUGAGGGUGCUAUUUUGUUGCAAUUAUGUCAGGGACGUGACAAACCGACUUAGUUCUAUGGAAGCGGGAAGAUGUGAUUCAUUUGUAAUCCAUUUGUGUGUUUGGACCCUAUGAUGGUCGUAUUAGUAGUGGGCCGUAUUGGCCUAGUGUUGUAAUACAAAUACUGGACAAGUAGUGAAGAAAGACAGAAAAAUAGAAUAUCGAAAAUUACACAUACCUGUUUUCUCA
Molecule: messenger RNA, 3583 nt
Organism: Zea mays
Lineage: Eukaryota; Viridiplantae; Streptophyta; Magnoliopsida; Poales; Poaceae
Product: wall-associated receptor kinase 2
Exons: 6
Coding region: 1183-3126 (647 amino acids)
Biological process (GO): cell surface receptor signaling pathway; protein phosphorylation
Cellular component (GO): plasma membrane
Molecular function (GO): protein serine/threonine kinase activity; ATP binding
Source: RefSeq, a predicted model, not a curated record